AUGAGCGCGACACGUACACCAUACGUGUCGGAAUUCGAGUACGUUCCUCAGCUUCACCCUUCCAGAAAUCCCGAUUGCCCGUCCCGGUUCAUCAGCGACAGGCAAAUCAGAGAAGACUCGGACGAAUGGGAUCGACCGUUGAUCGAGAUCAGGGCGGUGCUCUCGCACUGCCCCCUGCUUGGAAACGAGAAAACGAGGCAAGGUGUUCACGUUCGUCGAAAACGUAGACACGACGAGGAACAGAAUCCAGUGACGAUGAGAAACUGCACGCGGAAGAUCAUUAUCAGCAUGAGGUUCAACAAUAUCGGCAAGACCGAGAUCGAGGAGAAAUUCGUAGUGAUCGACCACGUGCUGGACCCGUUCACGAUGGAAAAGAUCCCGCUCCAAAAUCCCUAUGUGAUCAAAGUUCGCCAAGAUACUAUACUGCAGUUUUAUGGGUUGAAAUUUCAAAGUGGUUUCUGUUGUUCCUGCAAUUCGACGUUCGAGAGACAUCAUUUGCCCGAUUCGAGCCAGCCGACGGGAAGUUGCAGCGGCAAGGCCAAGUCAAACUACGAAGCCGCUGCAAACAAAUCUUGCAACAGGUUUCAGAGCGAAAGCGGGUGGAUGGAUACGGAGGAUAAUUCGGUGGCACGAGGCCAGCCAACAAGGGGCGAGGCUCCAUUCCACCAGAAACCAAACGUGUCUCAUUCGUGUAUACCUGGCAACGAGACAAUCGAAUUCGGAACUUUGUACGACACGCGGAACGGGAUCCAGAUAAUUUUGUCGAAGAAGCCGCUCGUAAAUAAGGAAACGGUGAAUAACGGGUCGAGGAAAAGCGAGGGGCCGGAUUUUCCUGCCACGAUCCGGGCGAAACAGGACAGGUGCUACGAUGGAAAGGGAUUCGAGACGUCGACGAGCGUUUCUUCGUAUCUGGAGGUGAUCGUGGGAGAGUUGUUGGAUGUAACGACGGCGGGGGUUGGAGGAGAUCGGGCGUUGACGCGAGAGAAGGGAGGAAACGGAAAACUGAUCGAAAAGGAGGGGAAUUUGAAACAGAGGCAAUCGACGAUACCCGUUAAAAAUUCAAGAUUGGCGAAGGAAGAUGGAGGAAAACUUUACGAGGCUAAGAACAAUCGCGAGUUCCAACACGGCGAAUCGAUGACGAUGGAGAAAAAUUUAGGAUUUGCAAAAGAAAAUGGAGGAAAACUGUACGAAAAUUCGAACAAUCGUGAAUUCCAUAAUUCGAGACACGGCGAAUCGAUGACGAUGGAGAAAAAUUUAGGAUUUGCCAAAGAAAAUGGAGGAAAACUGUACGAAAAUUCGAACAAUCGUGAAUUCCAUAAUUCGAGACACGGCGAAUCGAUGGAGAAAAAUUUAGAAUUCGCGAAAGAAAAUGGAGGAAAACUGUACGAAAAUUCGAACAAUCGCGAAUUCCAUAAUUCGAGACACGGCGAAUCGAUGACGAUGGAGAAAAAUUUAGGAUUCGCGAAAGAAAAUGGAGAAAAUCUAUACGAAAAUUCGAACAAUCGCGAAUUCCAUAAUUCGAAACACAGCGAAUCGGCGACGAAAGAGAAAAAUUCAGGAUUAACGAAAGAAAGUGGAGAAAAGCUACACGAAGCUUCGAUUCGUAAUUCGAAACACGGCGAAUCGAUGACGGUGGGGAAAAACUCUGGACUGGCGAAAGAAAGCGGAGAAAAACUAUACGAAAGUUCGAACAAUCGCGAAUUGCAUAAUUCCAAACACGGCGAAUCGACGACGGUGGAGAAAAAUUCAGGAUUGGCUAAAGAAAAUGGAGAAAAUCGGUACCAAGCUUCGAUUCAUAAUUCGAAACACGGCGAAUCGAUGACGGUUGGGAAAAAUUCAGGAUUGGCGAAAGAAAGUGGACGAAAAUUAUACGAAACUUGGAACAAUCGCGAAUUUCAUAAUUCGAGACACGGUGAAUCGAUGACUGUCGGGAAAAACUCAGGUCUGGCGAAAGAGAGUGGUGGAAAACUGCGCGAAACUUGGAACAAUCGCGAAUUGCAUAAUUCGAGACACGGUGAAUCGAUGAUAAUCGGGAAAAACUCGGGCCUGGCGAAAGAGAGCGGUGGAAAACUGCGCGAGACUUGGAACAAUCGCGAAUUGCAUAAUUCGAAACACGGCGAAUCGAUGAUAAUGGGAAAAAACUCGGGAUUGGCGAAAGAGAGUGGAGAAAAGCUACACGAAGCUUCGAACAAUCGCGAAUUGCAUAAUUCGAAACACGGCGAAUCGAUGAUAAUGGGGAAAAACUCGGGAUUGGCGAAAGAGAGUGGAGAAAAGCUACACGAAGCUUCGAGUAACCACGAAUCCCAAUCGAUCCAUAAUUCGAAACACGACGAGGUGGAGAAGAGUUCAAGAUUUCGAAAUGGAAAUCGGUACGAGGGUUCGAGCAAUAGCGAAUAUCACACGGUCGUGAAUUCGAAGCACAAGGGAUCGACGUCAGCGGGGAAGAAUUCGGGAUCGGCGAAAGUGAGCGGAGGAAAAUGGCACGACGGCUCGAGGGAUCGCGAAUUCCAUACGGCCGGCGAUUCGAAGCACAAAGGAUCGACAAUGGGGAAAAAAUCGGGAUCGAUGAAGAAAAAUCGGCACGAGAGUUCAAGAAAUCGCGGAUUCCAAUCGGGCGGGAAAAAUUUGUCGGAGGUGCAGAAAAAUUCGGGAGAUUCCUCGAUGAACGGGCGAUCGGACGAACGGGAGAGUUUGUUCCGCGCCGUGACUUGCCCUGAGAUUUCGUUUUAUUCGGUGGAAUACGAAUCAAAGAAAUUGAUACCGGAAAGAAUAUCGAAGGAGGUUAACGGCGAGGAUAACGCGACGAAUGGUGGACGAAAGAAAUGCCAGAUCGAGUCUUUCUACGCGAAUAAAGAUUGGACUUUGAAGCGCGAGAAGAAGAGCAGCAACGCGUUCUCCGCUAUCGAUGUGGCCGCGAUCCGACCCCCUAUGCAUUCGAACGGACGUUUGAGGCAUUUUCAGACAGGUGUAUUGAACAGAUCAGGCACGCGCUGGACAGUCCCGGCGAAAGAGAUCAGGGACGAUAAUUUGGACGAGGUAAUAGGAACCACAUCCGCGUGGAACGAGGGCGAAAGUCUCGACGAGAAACGCAGAGCGGAAAGAUCCGGAAAUUUUCGAUCGAAGAGGAAGGUGUUCGGCGGCUCGAGAGAAAUUUACAUAGAGGGGGAGAAAAUGAUUUCGAGCGCGAAAGAGGGAAAAGACGAUUUUUACGCGCGCGAGAGGAAGAAGCAUCCUAGGGAGGAGACGAUCGAAAAUUACACGCCCCAAAAGAGGACGUUGAAGGAUUUGUCGUUGAGGAACAACUACGAUCAUCACGGCGAGAAGAAGUCGAGGGAACAUUUUGCCGGUUACAGGGAGGACAAAAGCAACUUUAGAUCCCGCAGAUACGUAAAAAGUAAGAAAAAUCAGCAUCCCAUACUCGAGUCGGAGGGAAUCGUGAAACGAAAAUUUCGGAAACGAGGUCGGCAAAAGAGGAGCGAAAGGGCGGACGAUAGCGAAAGAUUCGCGGAGCCGAAUUUCGGCAAAGGUAUGCAAAUAUAUAUAGAUAACGCCAAGUCGAUGAAGAAACCGACGAAGGGAUUCGUCAAGAUGGUGGCGAGCGAACUCAACGAUAAAAAAGAUUUGGAUGAGAAGAGUAAGAGCGAGAAAAAGGAGGAGAAAAAGGAGGAGGAGAAGGGCGAUGAAUUGACAUCAAAGGACACGGAUAACUUGGACAAAAAGAUCGAGGAGAAAUUCAGUCGCAUAAGCGACACGCUCAAGGAGGAUACGAUGGGGUUGAAACCGUCACAGAGGAAGGAGGUUAUGGGAAAAAUGCAGAACGACGAACCUCCGAACGAUUUAGACAAGUUGCAAAAUAAAGAGAAUCAAGAUAAAGAGAAUCGAGAAAAGCAAGAUAAAGAGACGAUAGAUAAGGAUAAGCAAAACAAAGACACGCAAGAGAAGGAGAUAAACGCACAGUUGUCGAAUCAACCAAUUGAUGAAAUUCCCGAUAUAAAAAAGCUGAUAGGGUCUGUUUUCAAUGAAAAGAUAAAUAAUUUUGACUUCAACAAGAAAAUUCCCUCUUAUCAAUCGAUCGGCAUCAACAUCGACCCAAAUUCCGAUGUAGAUUCUCAGGACAAAGAGCUGAAAGAACAAGAGUUCUCGAAUAAAAUAAUCCCCUCUUAUCAAUCAAUCGAAUUUAACGUGAAUCAAAAUCCUGAUGUAGAUUCCCAAGGUAAAGAGUUUAAAGCGCAAGAAAUGUCGAACAAAGAGAUCCCUUCUUAUCAAUCGGUUGACGCGAAUCAAAGUCCUGAUAUCGGUACUCAAGAUAAAGAGUUCAAAGAGCAAGAAAUCUCGAAUAAGGAGAUCCCUUCUUAUCAAUUAGUCGACACGAAUCAAAAUCCCAAUACGGGUUCUCAAGGGAAAGAGUUUAAAGAGGAAGAAUUCUUGAAUAAGGAAAUCCCUUCUGAUCAAUCGAUUGACAAUCAGAAUCAGAAUCUGGAUUCCCAAGGUAAAGAGAUUAAAGAACCAGAAUUCCCGAAUAAAGAAAUUCCUUCCUAUCAAUCGGCCGAUUUUAACGCGAAUCAAAGUCCCGAAACGGGUUCUCAGGAUAAAGAGUUUAAAAACCAAGAACUCGUGAUUAAAGAAAUUCCUUCUGAUCGAUCGGCUGACACGAAUCAAAGUUACGACAUGGGCUCUCAAGACAAAGAGUUCAAAGAGCAAGAGAUCACGAACAAAGAAAUCCCUUCUUAUCAAUCGGCUGACGCGAAUCAAAGUCCUGACAUGGGUACUCAAGGUAGAGAGUUCAAAGAGCAAGAAUUCUCGAACAAAGAAAUUCCUUCUUAUCAAUCAGUUGAUCAUCUAUCAGUCAUAAAUCAGAGUCCUGACAUCGCUACUCAAGACAAAGAGCAAGAAAUCUCGAAUAAAGAGAUCCCUUCUUAUCAAUCGGCUGAUUUUAACGCGAAUCAAAGCCCCGAUACCGGUUCUCAGGUGUUUAAGAACCAAGAAUUCGCGAAUAAAGAAAUUCCUUCCUACGAAUCGGUUGACACGAAUCAAAGCCCCGAUAUGGGUCUACAGGAUAAGGAGUUCAAGGAGUUGGAAUACGGGAACAAAAAGAUUCCUUCCUACGAAUCAGCCGAUGUGAAUCAAACUCCUGAUAUCGGUUCGCAGAAUAAAGAGUUCAACGAGUUGGAAUACGCGAAUAAAAAGAUUCCCUCCUACGAAUCAGCCGACAUGAAUCAAAAUCUCGAUGCGAGUUCUCAGGGUAAAGAAUUGGCCAAUAAAAAGAUUCCUUUCUACCAAUCGGCUGACGUAAAUCAAAAUUUUGAUAUGGGUGGUUCUUCUCAGGGCAAAGAGAUCAAAGAAUUAGAAUUCUCGAAUAAAAAGAUCCCUUUCUAUCAAUCGGCCGACGCGAUUCAAAGUGACAUAGGUUCUCAAGGUUCUAAAGAGUCGAAGGAGCAAGGAUUCGCGAACAAGGAAAUUCCUUCUUACCAAUCGGCCGAGUUCAACGUGAAUCAAAAUCCUGACACUGGUUCCCAGAUCAAAGAAUUCAAGGAAUCUGGAUUCGGAAAUAAAAAGAUUCCCUCGUUUCAAACGUCCGAAACCUUUGGUAACGUGAACCAAAACAACGAUAUCGUUUCUCAGAAUAAAGAAUUCAAGGAAAUAGGAUUCGGAAAUAAAAAGAUUCCUUCCUACCAAUCGGCCGAAUUUAGCGUGAGCCAAAAUCCCGAUAUCGGUUCCCAGAGUAAAGAAUUGGGAUUCGGAAACAAAAAGAUUCCUUCCUACCAGUCGGCCGAGUUCAACGUAUACCAAAAUCCUGAUAUCGAUUCUCAGAACAAAGGGUUCAAGGAAUUAGGGUUCGGCAAUAAAAAGAUUCCUUUCUACCAAUCGUCCGAAUACAACGUGAACCAAAAUCCCGACCUCGGCACUCAGAACAAGGAGUUAGGAUUCGGAAAUAAAAAGAUUCCUUUCUACCAGUCGCCCGAAUUUAACCAAAAUCCGGAUAUCGGCUCUCAGAAUAAGGAAUUAGAAUUGGGAAAUAAAAAGAUUCCCCCCUACCAAUCGGUCGAGUUCAACGUGAACCAAAAUCCCGAUAUCGGCUCCCAGAGUAAGGAAUUGGGAAUAGGGAACAGAAAGAUUCCCUUCUACCAAACACCCGAAUUCAACGUGAACCAAAAUCCCGACAUCGGCUCUCAGAACAAAGAGUUCAAAGAAUUGGAAUUCUCGAGUAAAAAGAUUCCUUCGUAUCAGUCGGCCGAGUUCAACGUAUACCAAAUUCCUGACAUCGAUUCUCAGAACAAAGGGUUCAAUAAAGAACUAGAACUGGCGAAUAAAAAGAUUCCCUCGUACCAAUCGGCCGAGCUCAACUUGAACCAAAAUCUCGACACGAGUCCUCGGGAUAACAAAAAGAUUCUGUUCUACCAGCCACCACCCGACGUGAAUCAAAAUCCUUACAUGAUGUCUCCUCCCCAGGAUAACGAGCAAGAAUCGGGGAACAAGAAGAUUCCCUCGUACCAAUCGAUCGAUUUUAACGCGAACCAAAAUCCUUUUAUGAACCCCCAGGAGCAAGGACUCGCGGUUAAAAAGAUUCCCUCUUAUCAAACGGCCGAGAUCAACGUGAGUCCGAAUUCCGACAUAGGUGCUCAGAACAAAGAGUUCAAAGAGCUGGGGAUCGCGUACAAGGAGGACGAGAAAGCGAACAAAUUGUCGUUCGGGGACAAAGGGAACAAGCUGAACCAAUUGUUCGACAAUUACAAAAGCUCGACCCCGAAUUCCGACCUGGUCAUCUCUCCGCCGAUCGGGUCGCCGAUCAUCAACGAGCCGUCGAAUCAAAUUUUGUCGAACGUGUUCUCGCCCGAGAACGAAAUUCUACCGUUAGACUUGAGCAAGAACGACUUACUGUUGAAUCCCAACCCCGUGUUCACGACGGAAAGAUCGGACUUGACGAGAGCGCUGGUCGUGGUCGACUUCUUCAAGAUCGUGCCCGACAUGAAUCCCGAGUCGUUGAGGAUCCCCCAUGCCCCCCUUGUCGGGGUAAAAAAAAACAUUGAAGAAGGAAUCGGGCAAUUGAGGCCGAGUUACAGGAUGGCCACGGAGGGGACGACGGCGCCGUUCAUGAUCAACGAAACGACGGAAACCGAGAUCCAGAUGACCACCAUCACCGACCAGAUGAUCCGGCCGGGUUACAAGACGCCGAAACCUGGCCGCACCUCGGUCGGCGGUGCCAACUUCCACGAAGAGAUCGGGAUCGAGGGGAUAACGAUCCCCGAACGGCACACCGUGUUGGUGCUCACCACCGAGUCCUCGCUCGAGCGGGGAUUCACCGAUCUCGAGUCGAUCUCGGCCACCGUGCAGCCGGUCAAGAUAGGUGGGCAGAAGCUGUGGCUGGGUAACCAGAGACGGAAAAAAAAACGCACGACAUCUUCGAUGCAAACGGGCAAAGGCGGCGCGGAGAAGGUGGUGCGCGAGAGGGACACGAGAGGGAUGCGCGAGAGCGAGGAUAAUAAUCCUGAGAAGGAGAAACGUCUGGUGGAUUCGCUGUUGAAGUUCUCGUACAAGGCUACGAACGUGGAUUUCAUAAAGAAGAAGUUCGGGUCGAAAUUCUCCCACGAGCAACAGAAUUUCAUGCGGAUACGGGCAAGCGUCGGCGGUGCAGGUAAGCGGAUGAAGUAUCGGGAGGUGGAAAAGGAGGGUGGUGGGGCGAGCGACGAUAUCCUGACCGAUUCUGAUCGCUCGAAAGGUGACAACAAGGAGGCGGGGACGCAGGAGAAGGUUCCGCCGGGGAUCAAGUGGAUUCAUCAUCCGUGGUUCGCGACCACCGCCACCGCCGAGUACACGAUCAGGAAAGGGACGAAGGACAAUUACAACCAGCCCGUGUUCUCGAACAAGAGUCCGUUCGGGUUGGGCAAGGGUGCGAAGAUAAAGGGGAAAGACAGGUCGAGGAAAAGUUACUCGAGUCCGACGAUGGACGUGGUCCCGGGUAGGAUACUUCCGCCCUGCAAGGACAGGCAUCGUCGCGUGGGGAGUCACGAGGCGAAGAUGACUUGCGACACGAGGACGAAUCGGAAGGGGAGGCGUUUGCUGUCGAUCUCAGGGGCCGUAGGGGCUCCCAGGGACGAGAAGAGAGACGCCGAGCACCGGGCCAACAAGGACAGGAAGAAAAUCGAGGAGCACGGCAACGAGAACAAUUUCAUCAGCGACGAUGGCCCCGAUAUCGAAUACGAUGACGCGUCCGUGCAUCGGAAACGUUUGAAAUCGAUUCGCGACAAAAAUCACGAGAAAGCGAAGAAAGAGGAGGAUUCGACGAGGGUGAAGCGUAAGAAGAAGAACAAGAGCGACAAGAAGCAGGAAUUGGUGUCCUCGUCGCAAGAACUGCCGGACGAGGACGAUUACAACGAGUCCGAGGAGCAGAUGGACGAGGACGAUAAAACGGUGCCCGUGGAUCAGGGGUCGAAGAAGGCCGACAACGACAAGGCCGAGAAUCUGGACGAAUCGGUGGAGAAUUUCGACACGAAUCCCACGUUGGAGAAUCUUUUGGAGAAAGAGUCGGACGAGGGGUCCAAGAUAUCGGAGGAAGAGCAGACGGACGACUCUUACAACCAGUUGAUUAACGACGUUUCCUCCAUGAACGAUUUCGACAAGUAUUCCAACGACAACGGGAACCAGGCACGAUCGGUGGACAACGGCGGCGACAACAAAUUGGAGAGCAACGAUCUUCAAGAGAGCGACGAGCACGGGAAAAAUUUCGAGAUCUCCCUCACGGGGAAGAUCCACUUGGAGAGCGACUCGUACGGGCGGCCCGUUUCCAUCAGUUUCAACGCGGAGCCCGAAUUUUUCAAAGAGAACUCUAUCGACGACGAGAAAACGAACAACUACGGGAAUCGAUUCCCACUGGAGUCCCCCAAUUCUUUCGUCGACACGUCGGACGCCCUCGUCUCCGGCGAAACGGACAACGCCAACUUUCUGUCCGACGUUUUCGACGCCGGCCCGUCCGUCAACGUGCCGCUCGAUCAGAUCGACGAUCGAUCGGUGGCCAGGGAGUACCUGCUCGACACGGUGCGCGCCAAGAAUCGGAACACGGGCAAGUACAGGGGCGAUUCGGACCCGCGGCAGUUGCUUUACCUGCAGAAGAAGUCCGUGGACAACGUCGCGUCCUCGGAGGAGGACGAGGACGCCGGGUCGCCGUUGGGCCAACGCGAGCCGUCCGUCGACGAGAAAACCUGGAAAAGGACCCUUAAACGUUCGAAGAAGGAGUCCGCGAGAUUCUCGUCGGCCAACGACAACGCUCAGCGGGAGGCGGAAAUGGAGGAGCAGGAGGAGUCGCCGGACACGAACCGCGACGAUCCCGUCAAUAUGGACGACCCGAAGGACAAGAUCGCGUUGAGCGACGAGGAGUCGAUGAAGAUAAACGACGAAUUUCUCGACAAUUUGCCCCAAGUUUCCCUAGACUUGUCCGACUUGCCCGAGAGUUCUUUCCUCAAACCGGACAUAGGGAGCCGGGAAGCCGUUAUAGAGGACAGCCUGAGCAACGUGGGCCAGACCGAGCGUUGUUUCGCCCCAAAUUUCACCACGAUAAGCAUCCAAUUGCCCAUAAACAUCACGUUCACCGACAAACGUCUAGGCGUGUUGGCGUCGGACGGGGAUCUGAGCAUUCACGACGUCAAAAUGGCCGCCUCUUUGAACACGACGAAGAUGGAGCAGCGACCGAAGAACGUCUCGGCACCGAGCCUCGAGACGACCACGAUAAUAAGCAGCUCGAACGACACCGUCAUACAGGCGGAGCUGUCCUACCCGGAGCACGUGCCCGAAGCCCCGAAGAAUAUCUCCGCGAUCGCGAUGGAGGUGGAGAAGCAGGAAAAGGCGGCGGCGGCGGGGACGUUACCCUCCGAGACGACCACGGUAAUAAGCAGUUCGAACGACACCGUUUUGCAGGCCGAGCUCACGUAUCCGGAGAAAGAGGAGCGCACGUACUUGAAGAAUAUCUCGGGGAUGACCACGUUGGAGCCUGCUGCAACGACCACGUGCGAGCCGUCGACCACGUGUCUGCCGACCACCACCACCACCACGCCGACGACCACGACCGAGGCAACGCCGACGACCACGACCGAGGCAACGCCGACCACCACCGAGGUGGCACCGCCCAUAGUGACCACCACGGUCGCCCAAACGACCACGUGCGUGCCGACCACCACGUGCAGACCGACGACCAUAUGCAAGCCGACCACUUUGUGCAGACCGAUCGUGAUCCGACCGUCGAUCACGACCACGUCCGUCCAGGCGGUCACCACCACCGUCCAGGCGGUCACCACCACCACCACCCCGCGCGCGCGAACGAUGCCCCCGACCACGACCACCAGCAUCGCGACCACCACCAUAUUGUCGCGUAUGAACGAGACCGUGAUAAAGGCGGAACUCAGCUUCCCCAAGCAGAAGGUGAGGCCCGAGGAGUUGAAGAAAGUGAAGCCUGAUUACGGGUUUGCCAACGACCAGUCCAUAGAGAGGAAGAACAUGCUGGCCAUCUCGGAAUUCGUGAAAAAAUUGGAGAGGCUCGUGACGGAUAACGUGACCUCGAGCGACGCGCCCGGCCGCACGUUGAUACACCUCAAGAAAUUCAUCAUCGUGCCCAACAAUCGAACGUUCUGGAGUUUGAAGCAAUUCGCCGCGCCCGGUUACCAGGACUUGGGCACCACCGAGACCGUGGUCAUGCUGGGGGACGAGGUCCGAUCCAAGAACAAUCCGCGAUCGGUGAAGAGCAAAGAGUUCAACGGGGUUGAGGAGAGCUCGAAGGAGGAUCGUAAUUUGAUCAAGGAGAUAAUAGAAUCCGUGAUAAGGGGGGAGGAUCUGAAACGAGACGAGAAGCGGAAAAUUGGGAGGGAGACGGUGGAGGACGGGUUGGAGGAUCGGGAGGGGGAGGAGGGGGGGAUAGACCUGGUGGAGGUGGAAAGGAUCGGGUCGGCCGAUGUGGCCAGCGUGCGGGAUGAGACGCCGUUCAAGGACGAGGGUUAUCCGCGCAACGUGGCCGGCAAGAGCGUGGACGACCAAUUCCUCGAGUCGAAUCUCGAGGGGGGGAAGAGGACGUCGAAGAAGAACAACGGUGUUUGCGCGGGAGAUAAAUCGGACGAUUUGGAGAAGAGGGAGUCUGCGGUUAUGGAUAACGUACGGUUGACGAAUGAGCACGGGGAACACGGCGGUAAGAAGAAGAAUACGAAGCACGUGAAGAAGAAGCGGCGAAGAAAGCGGAAGAGGAAGAAGGGGAAGGGGGAUAGGAAUAAGAAGAAUAACAAAAAGAGCAAGUGGCCUUUCAAGAGGAACUUACUUAUGCUGUCGGAUGAGGGGGAAGAGGAGCAGGAGGAGCAAGAGGGGGAGGAGGAGGAGGAGCAGAUUCAACCUUCGAAUCUUGAUUAUGGAGUCAAGUGGAAGGAUCGUGAUAAAUUUUCCUCGCGCGAACAAAGGGGCAAAAAUAUGCGAUCUACGGCGAAAGGAACGGCGAACGAAAGUAGAGCGAAGGAACAACGGCAAAUUCGGGGCGGUCAAGAUUGCUCGGAUCCCAGGCAUCCUCCUAACGUGGACGCGUUGAAAUAUUUAGAAUCCGCUCACUGUCUGCGCUUCAGCGAUAUGUGGUACUCGGUGUAUCAAUUGGAAGAGCCCAUAAUAGUCCACAAGGUAGAUCUACGGCUUUACGUGAAGCAUACUUUGCCCGAUGGAUCGAUUCUGUGGAAGGAUUUGUCGAACGGUUCGAUCAUAAGGUAAGCGGUUCAAUCAGAAGCGUAGCGAUUAAGCACGUUUGAGAUCUUGGAGUCACUAAAUUCACG
Apis cerana (Asiatic honeybee) is the source of this 11789-nucleotide messenger RNA. RefSeq lists its product as uncharacterized. Lineage: Eukaryota; Metazoa; Arthropoda; Insecta; Hymenoptera; Apidae. The record is from RefSeq and is a predicted model, not a curated record.